Messenger RNA from Capronia epimyces CBS 606.96, 4140 nucleotides. RefSeq lists its product as uncharacterized. The transcript has a single exon. Gene Ontology annotation, molecular function: protein binding; cysteine-type deubiquitinase activity. Gene Ontology annotation, biological process: protein deubiquitination. Gene Ontology annotation, cellular component: cytosol. The coding region runs from base 1 to 4140 and encodes 1379 amino acids. The record is from RefSeq and is a predicted model, not a curated record. Lineage: Eukaryota; Fungi; Ascomycota; Eurotiomycetes; Chaetothyriales; Herpotrichiellaceae.
AUGGCGAGCUCGGAGAACGCUGGCGGACCAGUGUUGGUUCAACACGCAUCUCCUCCACAUGUCCUCAGUCCCGAUGUCACCGUCGUUCCCAUCUCGGCUUUUAGUCCAGGACCUCAUACCCAGCCGUCUCCUCUGCCAGAAGCCGUCAUCGGCCCUACGGUUGCCUCUAGCCCUCCACGGCCUCACAGCGGGUUAACAACACCGGCACCUGAGCUGCCUGAUACAGAGAUGGCAGAUGCUCCUCUCCCAAGUCCAGAAAUCUCCCUGAGGCCGGAGCAAGAAACAGCUACAGAAUCUGUGCCGUCACAGGAACAAUUUCGCACGACUGAAGAGCGGCCUGGCAUAGGGACGGACGUCCCUGAACAGAUGCAUGAAGAAGGUCAGGUCGGGAGUCAAGAGACAGAGGAGCCAGGUCAACAACCGGGGCAAGAAGUUCAGAUCUCUCUGCCACCUCCAGCUGUUGUGCAGGAACCCAGGCGUGACGUUCCGGUAUGGGCGACUUGGGAAGAUGACCUAACUACUCCUACCGACGAGGAAUUGGACGAGUUAAGAAGGAGAGAGGCCAGAGGAACAGAAUUGAAUGCCCUGGAUGUACCCAGCAUCGAGAAGCGUAUCUAUCAAGAUGUUGAAGAUCCAGAACAACGGCCUGUCAAAAAGCUGAGGCUAAAUUGGGUUGUCAAAGGUGUCAGAGGUACUAGAGACAACCCGAAUCACGCCAGAGUCAUGGUCUCUCCAGUGGCGAAGGUGGAUGGGAACUAUUGGCAGAUAAAGUUCUAUCCUCGGGGCAACAAAUGCUCCUCCCUGAGCGCUUACAUCAAGUGCAGCAAGCAACCUCCAAAACCAGACGGGGACAUCCCCGAGUGCACCUUUGCCUUCUUUGAAGGGCCUCCGGAUGCCGAGCUCGGGACCGGAGCUACUCCAUCUCAAACACUGACGAUUAAAACUAGCUCGAGAGAUCUCAGUGUUGAUACAUCAGCAGGCCAUAUGCCGCCCUCAGGUUCUCAGAAACCAGAUGAAAACGAUCCCGCUGCCUGUCCCGGCCCCGAUAUUCAGAUGGGCACUGACAGCGAAUCACUAGACGUCAGAGAUGUCGGAGAGCCGGUCGAAGAGGAUUGGCGAGUGCCAGCACAGCUAGGAAUGGUGAUGUACAAUCCAGACGAGCCACGCACAUGCACCUACAUGUCUUCCCAGCAUCAGUUUGCAAAGUCCAACGACGACUGGGGAUGGACUGACUUUGUCGGCCCCUGGAGCGAUAUUCACAUUCGUCAGCAUCUGCAACGGCAACCCCUUCUUCGAAACGAUACUCUCGCCAUCGAUGCCUAUAUACGCAUCUUUGACGACCCCAGCCAGGCCUUGUGGUGGCAUUCGUCUGACACAGAGACCCAAUGGGACUCUAAGUCGCUCGCUGGCUACUACCCCAUGGGUACACCCCCUCUUCAUCACAGCCCUGCGGUAGCUGGGAUGACCGCCUGGCUCCUCCUCGCCCCGUUUCGUAAGGUAAUUCAGGAACUCAAUGCAGGCGAGCGGCGGCGCAAUUCACACGUGCCUCCGAGACCAGUUAUAUGUCAACUACAGAUGAUCUUGUUUUUGAUGCGUUCACAGACGAGAGAACAUGAGACGUAUGUGGAUGUCUACCCUGCCAUACAGGCUAUCGAGGAUUCGGGAGAAACUUACAACGAUGUCAAAACAUUCUGGGAGGUGCUCCGAAGAACAGUUGAACUGGAACUGGAGGGAGACCAUGCCUCACUGAGACAAUUGAGCAACAUCUUCGACACUCCAGACGGCCCUGUCUCUUUGCCACCGUUACCAGUCCAAGGGGUCAAGGAUAUCCAACAAGGCCUAAACCAAGUUCUAGCAGCUACAAACCUCAAAGGUCGUCUGCCCAACUUCUUGCCACUUUAUCUAGCUCGCCAGAAGUUCGAUACAACCGCACGGGAAUGGAAACUGCUACGCGACCGUGUCAUCCUGAAUGAAGAGCUUGAUGUCUCGAAGUACUCUACGGAAGGUGAGCAGGCUAAGUACACUCUCUACGGCUUCAUGGUUCAUGUUGGAGGAAGAAACUCUGGCAGAUUCUACAGUGUCCUAAGGCCGGGUGGUCCUAAUACUAAAUGGCUUGCUUUUGAGGACGGCGAUGGAAAUAAGAUUUUCUCAUACACUCGAAAGCGCAUUCAGGAAUUUGAAGGAGUUGAGGGACGAGCGUUGAGGGAUGCUAACCUCACCGGCCGGACAGCUUAUAUGGCGAUGUACAUCAAAACCAAUUGCCUUGGUGAAUAUCUGCCUGGCAAGUUGGAGCCAUACCAGCUUCCCAAGUGGCUGGUCCCUCGUCUCCAGUCUCAAUAUCAGCAUGAAGAUGAGAUUCUCGAGGAUGACCCCGACAAUGAGAGUACGGAACAUAUGGGUAUUGAGGUAUAUGCUGACGAAGGCAUCAUCGGAUGGGAAGGUCUUCUCAACAUGUCCACUAUCAAGCAGCGGUGUCGACAACAGGGGCGAUCGUAUUUGCUGCGCUCACCGAGGUCCGCGACGUUCGAGGAGUUGAGACAUCAACUGACCCAACAGCUCCGACUUGAAGAUCCGGAGAAGGUACGCUUAUUUUCGAUGUGUCACAUGGACGUCGGACGAUACCUGAAUCCACAGACCUUCCCCGUCAACCUGCAGGAUCUUGUGUCCGUGGGAGGCCUCAUGGAACAGCCCUUGUGCUUGUGGAUGUCGAUUCUCAAAACUCAGGAAGAACUCGACCUCUUUGCUGAACAUGACCGCCUGCAUCACAGACAGCUGGCCCAAGCCGCACAGCUUUCCCCAACCGGAUCAGGCGCCGUGAUCGACAACACUCCUGAAGAACAACUUGCCCCUCCUGAUGCUGAACAAGCCUCGGUGCACGCCGCGGUCGCUGCAGACGUGGAGCAUGCCGCAGAACGGACGGGCCAGCCACUAUAUUCACUAGGGGAGAUGAAUGACCCAGAUACGCCAAUGCAACUGGAGAUGCCGCCUCCCACUGCCGAAGAGAGUCUCACUGCCAAUGUGCCCCACGGUCAUUUGAUUGAUGCGGCGGCACACCAAGGCGAUGUGUCCGCGGCAGGUGCAGGCAGCAGCGAUGAGAAUUUCCAGUCGUCAGAUGGGGAUGUGAUCAGAUUAUCCCCAGUAGAGGAAGCGAUUGUAGCAGCGGCCAUUUCUGGGGGUGCAGGGCUGAUUGUUGUUAUGGACGACGAGGCCGAAGGGAGAGACGCCAUCAAUGGGUCAUCCGAGUCGUCUGAGUCUUCCGGAUCGGCAUCCACGGAGCCGCAAGAACAUCCACAGAGCGUCUAUGGCUUCAUCCAAGUCUUUGAUGUGGACAAGCAAAGCCUUACGGUGCGGGGCACCUUUUUUGCACGACGUGACAGCAAGGUAAGGGAUGUCAUAUGCAAACACAUGGGAUGGCCCACCGACAAGGAAUUCACUGUCUGGCGCCGUGAGUCAGCAGUCCGAGGGGUGAUUGUUGAGCGCGACGAAACCUUCAAAGAUGAUGCAUUCUGCAAUGGAAUGGUCAUCAUUGUAAGUGAGCCAAUCUCGGGAGCCAGAGUCAAGGAACUCCACGAGGAAGGUGCCUUCUCUGAUCCUUUUGAUUUGUCGUCGUAUCUUCGAAUGGUGGAGCGAAAGCACCCAGUUGCAUCCAAAACGACGAGUGAACCUAUUGAGCUGGCCGAGUUUGGAAGUGAUUAUUUCAAAGGUCCCCUAGUCAACGGCCGAGGCCAUGGCGAGCAUUGCUUGAGCAUCAGCUCUUCAGGGGAGACGUACGAAGGACCGUUGAUCUGCAACAAGAAAUGUGGCAAGGGGGGCAAGAUGAUAUAUCGCAAUGGCGACACCUACGACGGCGAGUGGGAUAACGACGAGCGCCAUGGACAGGGCACUUUUGUGGAACACAGAACAGGCAACAAGUAUGUCGGCGGGUUUGAAUACGGCAAGCGGUGGGGGAUGGGGACGACAUACUGGCAGGUCGCCGACGAACAGGCAGACCUCUGCCAGAUCUGCUACGGACAGGAGAUUGACGCAUUGUUUUUCGACUGUGGACACGUCUGUUCUUGCGUUGAGUGCGCGAAACAGUGCGAGAUCUGUCCCAUCUGCAGGAAGCCUGUGAAGCAAGUGGUGAAGAUGUUUCGAGCAUGA